Messenger RNA from Anguilla rostrata (American eel), 10201 nucleotides. It is a transcript of the gene nsd3, whose product is annotated as nuclear receptor binding SET domain protein 3. Gene Ontology annotation, cellular component: nucleus. Gene Ontology annotation, molecular function: protein binding; histone methyltransferase activity. The record is from RefSeq and is a predicted model, not a curated record. The transcript has 23 exons. Lineage: Eukaryota; Metazoa; Chordata; Actinopteri; Anguilliformes; Anguillidae. The coding region runs from base 401 to 5089 and encodes 1562 amino acids.
GGGAGCAUGUUCUUUUGGCGCUGAGUAGGGAAGACAGGGCCUGAAGCAGGGAGCUUUUGUUACAGCUAGAGGGAGAGAGGGAGACAGCUGUGCUGUAAUACAUAGCACCCAGAUUUAUCCAAAGUACGCUCCAACAUUCCGCAAAAUACGAGGCCCUCUCUCAAAUAUCCGGCCACCAAACCAGGCAUGGGAACUGGAAACUGACUGCAUAUUGUCCCUUAUUUUAUCAGCACAUUGUUACCAAGCGAAGAGGCCUGUACUAAAGAAAUUCUCCAAGCUUUUGUUGUGUCUGUUAAUAUAUUGCACCAGGAAGCUCAGAUUUGGGUGUAUUUGUUUAGAAUGGAACACGCUGAAGGCCCUGUAAGAGAAAGGGAAUCUUAAAGGAUGCCGGAGCAGAACAAUGGAUUUCUCCUUCUCUUUCAUGCAAGGGAUCAUGGGAAACACAAUUCAGCAACCUCCGCAGCUCAUUGACUCGGCCAACGUCCGGCAGGAUGGCGGCUACGACGCGGGCAGGGGGGAGGGGGGCCCCUCGGCCUACGAGUCCGCCCUGGAGUCGGGUUUCUCCUACCCCCCCGAGGACCUGCCCGGGGUGCCCAACGGCUACCCGCCGGGCGCCGGCCUCUACGAGCCCCAGGCCAAGUACUCCGUGUACUCCCAGUUCCCCAACGGCUCGGCCAACGGCUACGGCGCCAUCCGCGGGUACGGCGACCAGUGCCUGCUGCCGGGGGAGGGCACGGUGCUGAGGGCGCCCGUCGUCCAGGAGAAACCCCCCUCCCCGGCCCUGCCCCUUCCCCACCUCCCCCACCACCAGCAGCACCUCCACCACCCUUCCCACCAGCAGCAGCUGCAGCACCACCACCACCACCACCUCUUCCACCAUCCGCACCUCCACGGCUCCCUGCCUCUCCCUCCCCAGCAGCUCCCUCCCUCCCCCCACCUCCCGGCCCCCGUCCUGCCCCCUCCCCCGCCCCUGCUCCUGCCCUCCUCCCCCUCGGCGCCGGCCCCGCCCCCGGCCCCGCCCUCCGUCCUCCCCGGCGGCCCCAAGAAGACCAGCUCCCCGGAGAUCAAGCUGAAGAUCGUCAAGACGUACCGGAACGGGCGGGAGCUGUUCGAGUCCUCGCUCUGCGGGGACCUCCUGCAGGAGUUCCAGGCCAGCGAGGCCUCCCGCCGCCGCCACGAGCGCAAGAAGGAGAAGAGGAAAAAGGAGGCGCGGCGGGGGGGCGAGCUGGAGCUGGAGCGGGGCUGGGAGCAGGGCCUGCUGCGGGCACAAGGGGGCGCCGUCGAGCCCGCGGUGGGCUCGGGCCCCCAGGAGCAAGGGGGUGACGGGGCAGGGGACCAGCAGGGGCCCGGGCAGGAACAGGUGGCCCUCAGGAGCCCCAAAGUAGAGCCUGAGGAGCUGAGUAUUCAGAAGCACUUUUCGGUGGCCGUGACCAGCCCAGGCCUUUGUGGGGACCGCUUGGUGGGAGACCUGGUUUGGGCCAAAGUGGGGACGUACCCGUGGUGGCCCUGCAUGGUCUCCUGUGAUCCGCAGUUGGACGUCCACAGCAGGAUCAACACCCGAGGGCACCGGGAGUACCACGUGCAGUUUUUUGGGAGCGUGGCGGAGCGCGCCUGGGUCCAUGAGAAGCGGGUGGUGGAGUACGAGGGACGCGACCAGUUUGACCAGCUGCAGGCCGAGACGCUGCGCAGGACCACCAACCCUGCGGAGAGACACAAGCUCCUGAGGCCCAUACCCCAGAGGGAGCGCGCUCAGUGGGAGGUGGGCGUCGGCCACGCGGAGGACGCUCACCUGAUGAGCAGGGAGGGGCGCAUCGAGAGCUACACCUUCAUCUACGUGGACAAGGAGGACGCGCCCCCAUCGGGCCCCUCCAAGGGGCGGGCUGCCAGGCCGGCGCGGAGGGCGUGGCCUUCCCGGGGGUCCCGCGGGAGCAGGGGCAGCCAGGAGGGCGAACACACGGCGCCGCGGCGACAGCAGCCACGACGACAGUGCAGCACGUCCGGAGGCGGGGAGCAAGAGCCAGGCUCCGCCUCUCCCAAACAGGAGGAACAGGAGGAAGAGGAGGACGAGGGGGAGGAGCAGAGCACCUCUGUCCCCGCCUCCUCCCCGACCGCGGAGCCCCAGCCCCGCCCCCAGUCCCCGCCAAUCAAAACCGCCUGGAAGACGGCGGCGGCUCGCAAGCUCCUCCCGCUGUCAGUCACCAUGAAGAGGCUGAACGUGGAGAUCACCAAGUGCGACUGGACCCUGUACCGGGAGAAGGCCCCCUCCUCGCCCAAACCAAAGGCCCCCGAGAGGGAGGGGAGGCAGGCCGACCAGGUCCGCCACUCACCCAGGAGCUGCAGUGCUAAAGUGGAGGGGGGUGUGAGGGAGCAGGAGAGGGUCGCUUCUCCUGCCGGACGGAGGGGUGACCUGAGCUCGGCACAGCACGGGACGGCCGAGACCUCGUCAGGCCCGGCGGAGCGUAAGCCCCAGCGCCGGUCGGUGAGAAGCCGCUCCGAGUCGGAGAAGAUCACGGAUCCCGUGCCAAAGAAGAAGCUGAAGAAGGAGCAGGCCGAAACUCUUCCACUAACCGACCUGAAGACAGGGUCACAAAAAGGGGCCAGCGAGAUCUCCGACUCCUGCAAACCCCUGAAGAAGAGGAGCCGAGCCUCCACCGACGUAGAGCCGGUCAGCUCCCAGUACCGCGACACGUCCGACUCCGACUCCCGGGGUCUCAGUGACCCGCAGGUGGAGUUUGAGAAGUGCUCGGACAGCCCGGCGGCGGCCGACGCGGACCUCUCCGACGCGCAGUCGUCCGACUCCAACCUGUCCGGCCAGGGCGGCUGCGGGUCCCGGAAGGACACGGUCUGCCAGAUCUGCGAGGCGUUCGGGGAUGACCUGGUGCUCUGUGAGGGGGAGUGUAGCAGGCUCUUCCAUUCCGCCUGUCUGGGGCUGGACUACUCCUCUGAGGAGAAGUUCACCUGCGCUGAAUGUAAGACAGGCACGCACGCCUGCUUCUCCUGCAAGGCGGCGGACGGCGACGUCAGGAGGUGCGCGGUGGGAGGCUGCGGCCGCUUCUACCAUGAGUCCUGUGCCCGCAAGCACCCGGGCGCGACCUCCGACCCCAGCGGCCUCCGCUGCCCCCAGCACAGCUGCGCCACCUGCUGUCUGGAGCGGGACCUGCACAAGGCCUGCAAAGGUCGUAUGAUGUGCUGUAUCCGCUGUCCCGUGGCGUACCACACGGGGGACGGCUGCGUGGCCGCGGGCAGCGCGGUCAUCUCCCCGCACGUCAUCGUGUGCAGCAACCACGCCGCCGGCGGGGAGGACGGCCUGCCGCCGCCGCCCGUAAACGUGGCCUGGUGUUCCGUGUGCUCCCGAGGGCUGUUAGUGCAAGACCGUACUGACAUCAUAUUACGCUCCUAUGCCUACAAGUCCCACUACCUUCUGACCGACUCAAAUGGUGCUGAGUUGAUGAAAUUACCCAUGAUUCCUUCCUCUUCGUCAGCUACCAAAAAGAAUGUUGAGAAAGGGGGAAGUCUGCUGUCCUGCUCGGCCUGCCCCGCCUCGUUCCACCCCGAGUGUCUGAGCAUGGAGAUGCCGGAGGGGGCGUGGCUCUGUAGCGAGUGCAGGGCGGGGAGGAAGCCUCAUUACAAGCAGAUCGUCUGGGUCAAAUUGGGCAACUACAGGUGGUGGCCAGCGGAAAUCUGUAACCCGCGCCUGGUCCCCUACAACAUCCAGAACCUGAAGCACGACCUCGGGGACUUCCCCGUUUUUUUCUUUGGGUCCCACGACUACUACUGGAUCAGCCGGGGGCGGGUCUUCCCCUACGUGGAGAGUGACAGGCACAUCGCCAACGGCCAGAUCGGCAUCAACAAGACCUUCAAAAAGGCUCUGGAAGAGGCUGCUAAGAGGUUCCAGGAGCUCAAGGCUCAGAGGGAGAGCAAGGAGGCCCUGGAGCAGGAGCGCCACCACACCCGCAAGCCCCCCCCAUACAAGUUCAUCAGGUCUAACAGGCCGGUGGGGCCGGUGCAGGUGUACGUGGCGGACGUGUCUGAGGUUCCGCGCUGCAGCUGCGGGCCGGCGGACGAGAGCCCGUGUGGGCAGGACUCGGAGUGCCUGAACCGCAUGCUGCAGUACGAGUGCCACCCGGAGGCGUGCCCGGCAGGCGCGCGCUGCCAGAACCAGCGCUUCUCCCGCCGCCUCGCCCCCGCCACCGAGGUCAUCCGCACCGACGGGCGCGGCUGGGGCCUCAAGACCAAGCAGGACCUGAAGAAGGGGGACUUUGUGAUGGAGUACGUGGGCGAGCUGAUCGACGCGGACGAGUGCAGGCAGCGAUUGAAACGCUCCCACGAGAACCGCGUGACCGACUUCUACAUGCUGACCCUCACCAAGGACCGGGUGAUCGACGCCGGGCCCAAGGGGAACUUCUCGCGCUUCAUGAACCACAGCUGCAGCCCCAACUGCGAGACGCAGAAGUGGACGGUCAGCGGCGACGUGCGCAUCGGCCUGUUCGCCGUGUGCGACAUCGCGGCGGAGUCCGAACUGACCUUCAACUACAACCUGGACUGCCUGGGGAACGGGCGCACCACCUGCCGGUGCGGGGCGGAGAACUGCAGCGGCUUCCUGGGGGUGCAGCCCAAGAGCGCGGUGGUGAUAGAGAAGGAGGAGAAGGCUCGUAACGCCCGGCUGAAGCCGAAGAAGCGCAAGGUGAAGCUGGAGAGCCGGCAGACCCACGACUACUUCUGCUUCUGCUGCAGCCAGGGCGGGGAGCUGGUCAUGUGCGACAAGAAGGACUGCCCCAAGGCCUACCACCUGCUGUGUCUGAACCUGACCAAACCCCCCUACGGGCGCUGGGAGUGCCCGUGGCACCAGUGCAGCGUGUGCCAGCGCCCGGCCUCCGCGUUCUGCGAGUUCUGCCCCACGUCCUUCUGCCGCGACCACGACCUGGGCGCGCUGGUGCCCUCCGCCCUGGAGGGGCGCCUCUGCUGCCCCGGCCACGACCCCCUGAGCCCGCUGGACCCCGGGGCCGAGCUGGCCAAGGUCCGGGUCAAGGAGGAGCCCCUGGAGCCGGAGGAGCCCGAGGAGGAGGAGGAGGAGGGGGCGGCCGAGUGAAAGGGCGCCCCCUGCUGGUGAUGGGGAGGAAGGCGCGGGUGGGCCGAGAGUUGGGGGGGGGGGGGAAGGGAGAGGAGGGAAGAGGGCUCGGGGGGGGAGGGGGUGGAGGGGGAGAGUUAUGGGCUUUAAAAACUAGGUAUCUGCCAAAUUCUGAACCCAAACUCGCGGUGCGUGUGGUGUGGGGAGAGUCAAGGAGCUGGGGCUGCACUUUGACCAUGGCGAGGACAUCAAGGUGCGAGAUGUGUGCUGGGGAGCGAGUGUGAGGCGGGAGAGACUGGCCUUGCUCUUCAUUCCAAAAACAACCAUCAUUUCAAAUUUAGGAAUUAAAAUCUAACAGUGUUGGUGGUUGGGAACCGUUUCUGUUUCUGUGCUUGUUUCCUGAGGGUGAGGGAGAAACAGACAUUUUUGACCCUUGCUGCUUUAUUUUUAUUUUUUAUUUUUUAUUUUUUGGUUACUGACCUGUUACCAUGGUUACCUGUGACCUAAGUGGGUGGGGCUUCCAUCACAGGGAGCUGAAUGCUUUGCUGGCCUGGUAAAGGAAGCCCUCUUGCUGCCUCUCUCUCUCAGACGAAACGCUAUUGAUUCACUCCAAAAAAAAAAACACAAACUUUGUGUUAUGUACCUCUUGUAAAAAAAAAAAAAAGAUUAAAAAAAAAACCUAAUAAUUACAUAUAUAUGAUAUCGGUUAUAAAAAUAAAGAUUGGGAAAACACGUAGUGCAAUUAUCGCGGGAUUCCAGUACGUUAAAGAAAGGUGGCGCUGUUGCCAUCUGGAGCACGUUGUUUUAUGGCUAUCCUUGAUGGGCUGUCACAAAGUGGUAAAAGCCUUCCUUUGGGUAGAUUUUUUAAUAUAUUUAUUGAUAUAUUUAUAUAUGUACAUGUUUACAACUUCAUCCUCUUACAUUGUCUUGCUAAGAGUUGUGUCCUUAAAAAAAAAAAAAAAAUUGUUUGAUGUUUUUAAGAUUUCAGUCACACGCUUCCCAUGCCUUGCUGUUGGAGUUGAUGACGAUGAUGAUGAUGAUGAUGGUGAUGUAACUUGUGUAUUUAAGUCACCAUGACACGUGCAUUACUGAGAUAGAAAUUAAUGUCCGAGUCUUGCAAUCCUGCGCUUGGUUCACUAAGGCAAACUGAACAUUUUCAGAAAUAUUGUACAAGACAUUAUUUCCAAUUAAAAGUCAGUGUUUGUAAUGCAAAUGAGGCGUGCUAACCUGAAAUGACUUCAAAUGUCAUAAUCAUCAAUCAGGCAAAUAUCAAACCAGAUGAACUGAAAAUAAGCCUGAUCCAAAUUUAAUAAUUUAUUAAGAAUUUUUUUAACAUUUUUUUUAUUUAUUUUUUAUUUGUUUUAAAGCAUUUGUGCCAACUUUUUCCCCCGUGCAUUUUUUUCAUUUGUUAAAACAUUACUGUGCUCGUGCGUGUGGUUGCUGGGACAUGGACAUUCCUCUUUAGUUUCUUCACUACAAGUGUGCACUUCUGCUUCUGUUACUCUUCUGGCAUAAAGAAAAAAGUUUGGAAAGGUAUUUGUAAAUGCUCAAAGAAUGUACUUGAUUAUUUAAGGAAAACCUGAAAGGAAAACAGGGAAAAAAACAACUCCUUUGUGUGAGGAAUUUAAGGCUCAAAAGGAUCACAUUUUAUGCUUUCAAGUGGUUUAUUAGGAAUAAAAUUUGUUUAUAGGUGGUAGUUUUCAUCUAGGAAUUAUUUAUGAAAGUAUGUUUACGAGAAGGUGAUGCCAUUCUACAGGGUUUGAAAUGGGCUUUUGCACUGCAAGGGUUCUGAACUUAGUGAAAAAGUGAGUUAAGGCAGUUCAGCAUCAGGGGAGCUGAGAGGCAUCCUAGCUGCACACAUUUCUUUGUAGGCCUAACCUGCUACCUUAAGUAUUGUGGAGAACGUGACCCAUGCCUGUUACCCUGAUCCAGCUUUUGCCACCCCCCCCCCCCCCCCCAGAAAGCUAAAGCACUGCCCGUCUACUUGUACUGCAUCCACGGUCAUCAAUACUGUUAGGACAGAGGGGUAACGGAGGAGGUGCUCUGUGUUUAGCCAUGAGAUUAAUCCGUUUCUCUUAUUUUUAUACAUCAUACGCAUUUCACUCAUAGUGUCAUGUAUCUUCAGUGUUGGUUAUAUUAUGUGACUGCGGCAUGCGUAUCCUUUAUUUUUAUGCAUUUAUAUUGAGUAUGUUGUUACAGUACAUUUUCUAAUUCCUUCAUGCAAUGCCUUUAAUCUCAGUUGUAUGUCACAUGCAGUUACAGAAUGGCACUUUUUUUCCCCAAGUGUCACUUUUUAAACUUUUUGAUUUAAAAUGAACUUUUCAUGCAUCGACCUCUACUUUUGUGUCAUUUACAGCGUCGUGAUAAUUUGCACCCCUUUUGUACCUGUUUUUUUAUGUAACGUGUACAAACUCUUACUAACGUUAAUAGGAAAAAAAAGCCUUUAUUCUAAAGCAUUUGACGGAGUGGAGGUAGUGUAUGGGGAGCUUUGUGACUACAGCAUAGUGUAGCAUAGCUGUACCUGACUUCAUGCUUGUUCUGAGGCCACCCAACGAACCGGUGGCCAAUAACUAAGCCUCAUGUUGUGAAAUACUAUAAUGGCUACGACAAUGUAAAGGCAAGUAGCUGUUGUGAGGUAGCUUCUUGAGCUUUUCCUACUCCUGUGGUUAUAAGUGUGUACUUAGCUUGAUCUUAUCUGAAAUGGGUGCACAUACAGUCAUUUUUGUCGGCCAUCUUGAGGCCCGUUUCUGGUCAUGCAUUUUGUGUGUUUUCCAUGCACUUAUGCAUCCGGGCUCAAGAGCUUCAUGGGACCCCUAAUGGGAGGAGUCAUCGCACGCUGGCAAUCACUGAACCAGUCAAAUGACUUAACCCAUUAUGGUGGCCCCCAGAGCCAUAGAUUAAGUGUGUAUAUAUAUAUAUAUAUAUAUAUAAUAGUCAUAUUUAAUAUAUGGCUCUGACAAGGCCUUUCUACGUGCAGCAUGGGUCAUGUAGUAACAUGAAUCAGUGAACUGUCCAAGGCUCUUUUUUUUACCUUCAUACCUUUCCAUUGUAACAUGAGAAGUCUGUAAAGGUUGCAUCUGUAAAGGUUAGGCUAACAGCUAGACCACCAGUACACCAAUCGGUACAUUAAUGACACUUUAUUCACAAGUAACAUUUGACACUUUCCUCAUAGGAUACUUGAAAUUGUCUUUGUUAUGUUGGUGUUAUUUUUUUGCAGCCUUUCAUUUCGUAUUUGUACUUGUAUUACGUUUAUGUACUGCAAUGCGAUAGUUAUCAUCAUGUAAUAACAUAAGGCUCGAUGAGUGUGCUUUGUUUUUUUAUUUAAAUUAUUAUUAUUAUUAUUAUUUUUAUGAAUGCAGUUGGUGAACCAGGGAGGGGAAUGCAGCUAAACGUGUCCAGUCAUAGAGCUGAGUUUUUCCUCAGUGUUUUUGGGGAGCCUCUGUGAUUAAACACUGUGGGUAGCAUGACCGCCCCCAGAAUACUGAGAACACUAUAAGGACAGAUCAGCUGACUAACAGGGAUUUCUGACAGGAGUCCUAGCUCGUGUUUAUGGCAUCUGUUUUCCGAUCACCGAAGUGGGCUUCCCUUGCUCAUGAGACGAGACGCGUUUCAGGACUUUACGCUCUCAGAACGGAUGCGUUAGAAGCAACACACAACGAGUCAUUUUCUUUAACACAUCUCCAUAUCUGUUUAAGGAAAGCACAUUUUGUCUUACUUCCAACACAGUCUGCAUUAAAAAGUUUUCAUUUGUAACACAAACGUUGCCACUUCGACACAAACUGUGUUGAGAGUGUAUUGGGCACCGGGAUGAUUUUUGUUAGUCCCUCCCCUCCCCCUCUGUCCCGGGGCACAUAAUUCAGUUCUGGAAGAAGAGAACAAGACUUUGUUUUCUACAGAUGCCAGUUAGCAGUCAUCCGGUUUGAUUCUUUGAUAGAAACCGACAGUAGUCAACACAUUUAUCCCAAUGUCAUAGCUGCCAAUCUGGACUUAAAUGCGUGCUCUUCGCUUCAAAGUCAUGCUCAUAAAGGUAUGUCGCUUUAUUUGCUGUGCUUAUUUUUAAAAAAUCAUUGUUACUGUUAUUAUUGAUUAUGCUAGUAUUGAAUUGAAUUAGUAUUGUCAGCCAAUCCAAAAUGUAAUGGCCUUUGUUUCCACCUCAGGAUCAACAUACUUCACUCACAGCAAAAACUAUGAAUACUUCUACAUGGGUCAUUUACCUAAUCUUAAUAAAACAGAAGUGCUCCACUAAUACAUACAAUUGUAUAUAAAUACUCAGUGUAUUACAUGGUGCAAUGUAUCUUAAUGGUUAUGACAGGUUGGUAUUCUCUAAACCUCAAAUGUGUAUUCUUUAAAUGAAUAUCUAAGUGUUUAUACACAUCAUGUUUUCAUCCUACAUUGGAGAUGGUACUCUUGUCCUUUGUUUUUAUUUUAAUGGAAUUGCUAAUAUUUAACACCUGAAUAUAACAUUUUAAAAAAAGGAAAAUGACUUUUGUUUUCUUUUUUUAAAUAUGCAUACUUUUAAAGUGAUAUGUUCUGAAUCUUCCUGACAGACUUGUCCACUACCCUUUUUCAGGUUUGUUGGUUUUGUGUAAUGCUGAUUGUAAUUGCUGACUUUUCAUAAUGAACAUGGAGUAGAAAUACACACUCAGAUUAAGAUUUCAUUUUUAAAAAUUACCGGACAUUUUAUCAGGAAUGAUUUUAAAAAAAUGUAUGGAAUGAAAAUUCUUUUCAAGACACAAAUGUAGUGAAACCACCCUAAGAUGUCUGCAGGGGGCGCUGUUUCUGUGCUGUUGAUGUUUUGCUUUAUAAAACAUUGUUUUGUCGUUCAGCCACUGUCGUUGCAUAGUGUAAAAGAAUGCUUGUCCAAAUUUGUACAUACUAGAUUGCACAGAACUCAAUUGUCAUUUAGCUGCAGUGUCUUUAGAAUGCCUGUACUAUUUAGCUUAUGAUCUGUGUGUGACUGUAGGAACGUAUUUUUGUACAUUAUAUUUGUUUUUUUUAUUAUUAUUUAAAAGGAAAAUUGAGUUUGAAAUGUUUCGCUUCUGUCAGAAGGGUUUUUAAGUAACAUUCCACAAAUUGGAUCCGUUUCAGACUUGCUUGAGGUUUGACUUCAAUAAAACUGUUCUGAAUGUUUCA